UGGGCAAUAAGGUGUUCAUUUUGAAUAAAAGCCAACUAUGGGCUUAAAUUCCUACAACUAACACUUUCUCCACCCUUGUGAUUGUUUCUGGAUUAUAUUUAGCAUAAUGGCAAACAAACCAACUCUGCCAGAUGCCCUUGCAGUCAUGGUGGACAUUUUUCACGAAUACGCAAGCAAGGAAGGAAAUGCACAUUCACUGAAUAAAGGAGAGUUUAAAGCCUUGAUCAAUUCACAGUUCCCACAUGUGUUUGAGAAUUCUACAGACAAAGAAGGAAUACAGAAACUCAUGAAUAAUCUGGAUAGUGACAGGAGUGGUGAAAUUGAUUUCUCAGAGUACAUGACCUUCCUAGCCUCAUUGGCAGUAAUGUGCAAUGAACACCUUCUUGAAAGCAAGAAAGGGUGCCAGAAGCCAUGCAAGUAAAUGAAAAACAAUACAAAGUAUUCCUUUUUCAGCUGUUUUGUAUUUUGAUAAUCAUUAAUAAGAAAUUCAAAUAAAAGGCCAUUAUAACUUC
Molecule: messenger RNA, 512 nt
Organism: Polypterus senegalus (gray bichir)
Lineage: Eukaryota; Metazoa; Chordata; Cladistia; Polypteriformes; Polypteridae
Product: protein S100-B-like
Exons: 3
Coding region: 107-421 (104 amino acids)
Cellular component (GO): cytoplasm
Molecular function (GO): transition metal ion binding; calcium ion binding
Source: RefSeq, a predicted model, not a curated record